CCCACGCUUCUUCGCUCUUACUCUCAUACUCACCGUCGAUAUGUCUAGUAGAGCAGGCGGGCUCUAUGGCGGCAUCCAGUUCUCCUCUUCGAAAGCAUUCAUCACCUCUGCUGGCUCUCAGGACGCUCAGGGACCCGUGAAUGCACCAGCCAACGACAGAGGCAUCACGCCUGCCGCCUCAUCUUCAAGAGAACAAGCACCGCCUACCACCAGCGCGCCCGACGCGCCAUCGAGCACCAAUCCCGCAACCGAUGGAGGUGCUUCGGUGAAACCCACAGCCGGAUGGUCCGCAAGCCUCGCAUUCGCGCCAGUCCGGCGCAACCCAAUCCAGAAGGCGAAGGCACCGGCGACACGACUCCCCGUGGGUGCUACGGUUGCUGCAGCACAAGCCGCCGCCGCGUCCUCAACGGCAAUGAUCUCAAGCACGGCUGUCGUCUUCGCCCCGCCGUCCCUGGUAGAACAGCCCAAGAAAGAAGAUGCCGCGCCGGGUGCUCACCCGCAGACCCAAGGAUGGGGAAAGAAAGUCAAGCCGCCGUCUAUGAUCCUUGUUGAAGAUGUCAACGGAUUCAAGGCUCAGCACGGGGAGAGACGCGGCGGGGGAGGCGGCAAGAAGAAAGGGAGAAAGAACAAGAACGCGCCCGUCAUCGCUGUCUGGGAUCCUUCGGAGGCAUAUGACCCCAUGCGCCCCAGCGACUACAAUGAGUACAAAAAUUAUAAGAGGAGGGAGCGCGAGGAAAGGCGAGAACAAAUCAUAGCGGAGCGUCGGCGCGCAGAAGAGCGCAAGCGAAUGCGGCGAAGUAGUAGCUAUUCUGAUAGCGGCUCUGAAGAUGAUCGGCCGCGCAAAGCAGGCCGAUUCGAGGAGCCCGAAGAAGAUUAUGACCGUCCCCGUGGUUUGGGCAGCAGUAUCCCGUCCGUUCCUCCUCCGGCCGCGGUUGAUGUGAACCUCACUGGUGACGAGGCCUACCAACGACGCCUUGCGAUGUCAAUGGGUAUCCGUCCUCCGGCGCCCGCCGCACCCGCACCUGCGUUCAUAUCCCCUGUGCCUGCUUUUACCCCUCCGGUCGCCACCUUCACGCCAUCGGCCUCUAAUACGCCACCCUUUGCGAUGAGUCCUCCCCCUCAACCGCCUUCUGCAGAUAUCAAUCCGCUUCGCUAUUCUUCCGCACCAGUCGCAGAGGACGACGAGGACGAGAUCCCAGGUCUCAAUAUUCCUCUGCCUGCGCCCACUCUCCCUGCUGGAGAGGCGGGAGAAGAAGCAUUUCUUCAGCGUGCUACAAUGUCACAGAUGGGCGCACAAUUUGGGCUUCCUUUUGCCGCUGAGAAUGCCCCGCCCUCACUCGCAUACAAUCCUUUCGCUCCGCCCUCCUCUGUACCGCUGCCGCCUGCUCCCGCGCCAAACGCUCUGUCUGAGGACAAGAUUCGCAGCAGCCGAGAGGCGGCCGCAGCGAUUGCUGCCAAACUACGGGCUCUGGCGCCGCCCACCGGGUCGCCAGAGCCCUCGUCUUCGGACUCUCCGAAGGCUGAGGACGCACAGCAGAAGAAACCCGACCCUCACGGAUUUGCUGCACGCCUCAUGGCAAAGUGGGGACACAAGGAAGGCCAGGGCCUCGGUGCAGACGGAAGCGGGAUCGUGCAUGCUCUUACUGUCGAGCAAGUUGCGGGGGGUAAAGGCAAAGGCAAGGACAGUAGCAAACCUUCCGGUUCUGCCUCGAAGCUGGGCCCUGGCUCGAAGAUGGGGAAGAUUGUGAACCUGAACGAGGACUCGAAGACUCGCGAAGAUCGCGAGCGGUUCGGAGAACCCAGUCGCGUCGUCGUCCUGACCAACAUGGUUGGUCCUGAAGAUGUCGAUGACGAGGAUCUCAGCGAUGACAUAGGCGGCGAGUGCUCCAAGAACGGCACGGUCGAGCGAGUAAUCGUCCACCCUGUGUACCCGCCUCCGGACAACCCCGACGAAGCCGUGCGCAUUUUCGUGCUCUUCGCGGGCCCUGUUGGCGCCUGGAAGACUGUCAGAGAGCUUGAUGGUCGUUAUUUUGGAGGACGAAUGGUCAGGGCACGAUACUUCCCUGAGAGUCAGUUCAACCAGUUCGACUUUGAUGCUCCAUUGUAGUCGACUGCAUGAUGUGAUAGUCUUGGUGUAUGUAGCUUGCUUGGUAAAUACUCAUGCUUGGUUGAUAUUCAUGUGAACGUUUGAAGAAUCACGUCCUCCAUGUGACGUCGUUGG
This is a messenger RNA of Rhodofomes roseus, 2221 nucleotides long. RefSeq lists its product as uncharacterized. Gene Ontology annotation, cellular component: precatalytic spliceosome. The transcript is spliced from 6 exons. The record is from RefSeq and is a predicted model, not a curated record. Gene Ontology annotation, biological process: mRNA cis splicing, via spliceosome. Lineage: Eukaryota; Fungi; Basidiomycota; Agaricomycetes; Polyporales; Fomitopsidaceae. Gene Ontology annotation, molecular function: nucleic acid binding. Bases 41 to 2107 code for a protein of 688 amino acids.